CCUCAAACCACUCCUAAUCCACUUGUCCCCGGUCAGUCCACAUGCUCAGUAUGCUCACUGCACUGUCAUGGACUUAGUAACCAAACCAAGAAGUUACAGUUUACUUAGUCACACAUUCAUACAUUCUUUGGAGGACAGAUCAGAUACAAUAUUUAACAGGAUCAGGACACAGUGAAGCAAAAAGGGAACCCAACCAAUAUAAAUCACUGACAUUCAGCAUCAGAUCAACCAUUGGUUUUACUGCAGGGCAAAGUCUAAACUUGCUGAGAAAAGACCAGUAGAUUCAGACGAAAUGUCCUCCCAAGUCAGACUGAGGCUGCUGCCGAGCGCCAGGUGCUUCUUCGAUGAGCCCAUUCAGGUGAAGGUGGCCGGGCUGAGGUCGAGACAGGUGGUCACCAUGAGAGCCAGACUGACAGAUGAGAAGGGAGUGGUGUUCAGCUCCUCAGCCACCUACAGGGCUGAUGGGAGCGGGGAGAUCGACCUGAAGAGAGACCCCUCGCUCAGUGGCAGCUAUGUUGGGGUUGAACCCAUGGGUCUGCUGUGGUCGAUGAGGGCGGACACCUUGCACAGAAAGUUUCAAAAAACAAAUGCACUAAACCCCCACGUGGUGAAGUUCUCUGUACACGAGGGGGAGGGCAGCAUGCUGGCAGAGGCAGCCAAUGAGAGGCUUCUGAUUGGAGACGGGGUCAGCCUGCUCCCCAUCAAAGAGGGCAAUAUUCAGGGAGUCCUGUUUACUCCCCCAGGAGAAGGUCCGUUUCCUGCUGUGUUGGAUCUGAGCAGCUUUCCAUCUGAGAAAAGAGCCUCUCUGCUGGCAAACAAAGGGUUUGUGGUUCUGGCUGUAGCGGUGAUGACUGAUAAGCCUGACAACGUGAAAGAGAUGCAUCUGGACCACUUUAAAGAAGCAGUGGAUUUCUUACAACAACAUCCUAAGGUGGGCAGUAAAGGAGUUGGUGUAAUAUCACGAUCAAAGGCGGCAGAUAUUGCGCUUUCACUUGCUGCUUAUGUACCAGGUGUUGAGGCCACAGUGUGGAUCAAUGGCUGCAGCGCCAAUACGGCCAUUCCUCUUUACUACAGAAAACGCCAAAUCCUCACACCAUUACCGUUGGACCUUAGCAAGAUGAUUCCUGCUGAGUCAGGGGCCUUUAUUAUCAAGGAUAGUUUUCAAAAUCCCCUGGCAGAGGAAAACAAGGGAAGCCUGAUCCCCAUUGAACAAGCCAAGGGACGUUUCCUGUUUGUGGCUUCAGAGGACGACCUCAACUUUGACACUAAGGCUUACAUGGAGGAGAUGGUGGAGAGACUGAAGCGACAUGGGAAGGACAACUUCGAGAGUGUGUGUUACCCGAGAGCUGGACACCUACUGGAGCCACCUUAUGUACCCUACUGCCCCUCUAGUGUUCAUGGGUUUGCACAACAGCCAGUCCUGUGGGGGGGUGAGCCCAGCUCCCACGCAGCAGCUGAAGUCCACCUGUGGAAGAAGAUCCAGGAGUUCUUCAGAACCCACCUGAGCUGUGAUGCUACACAGGUGUCAUAGGUUGACAUAAAAGGACAAAUAAGAAAAUCACGAGAUCAUGCUGGCAAUUAACCUGAUAUAAUUGUUUAUAAAGCUUAAAUAGCUUUUUUAGGAAUUUCCCCUGCCAUAAGAUGGCACAGAACAGCUCCCUCUGACUCUUUUGUUCCCUUUAAGCUACACCCAUAGAACGUAACAGAUGUAUAUUAUAUAAAUGUAUUUUAGAAUGUGGUAAAAUAUAAAAUUAAUAAUAUAUA
Messenger RNA from Micropterus salmoides (largemouth bass), 1764 nucleotides. RefSeq names its product acyl-coenzyme A thioesterase 5-like. The coding region runs from base 293 to 1531 and encodes 412 amino acids. Gene Ontology annotation, molecular function: fatty acyl-CoA hydrolase activity. The record is from RefSeq and is a predicted model, not a curated record. Gene Ontology annotation, biological process: acyl-CoA metabolic process; fatty acid metabolic process. The transcript has 4 exons. NCBI's taxonomy places the organism in Eukaryota, Metazoa, Chordata, Actinopteri, Centrarchiformes, Centrarchidae.